AUGCGUUGGAAACUGCUGUGGCUUUUUCUGGCCGCACUGUUAAUUCAGUACGCAUAUGGUCGUAAUGAGGAAAAUGGAAAGGGAUAUAAACUGUAUGGACAACGUAAGCGCACGAAUGUUGGAGAAGCUCGUUUUAUUACAUACUUGUUGAACAAGAAAACAACAACAACUACAACAACUGAAAAACCACCACCAAUUCCAACAACAACAUGUGAGCCAUGUACACCAACAGGAACAGAACCAACAACACCAACUACAACAGGACUGCCACCACCUCCUCCGCCACCGCCUCCACCAACACCACCUAUAUCUCCACCACCUCCUCCUCCACCACCGCCACCACCUCCUCCACCACCACCGCCACCUCCUCCUCCACCACCUCCUCCACCACCGCCACCACCACCUCCUCCACCACCGCCUCCGCCACCACCUCCUCCACCUCCGCCACCACCACCAACAAUAACACCUCCUCCACCAGCUCUACCACCAUCACCACCUCCUCCAGCACCUCCAGAUGCACCAACUGUUUCACCAUACCCUCCACCUCCACCAGCUCUACCGCCUCCGCCUGCUCCACCUGCACCUCCUGCUAAACCAGACAUUCCACCAACAUCACCUGCAGCAUUAAAUGAUAAACGCUCUUCAGAUAACGAAAAUAACGACGAGGAAGACGAAGAUGACGAUGAUGAUGAAGAAGAAGAUGAAUCUGGUCGAGCUUUAUAUCACAACAUAAUGUCUAGUUCUAAAGGUCAGCAAUCACGUUAUAGUAACGAUAUACUUAAUAACGACAAUGACGAAAACAACUAUCUAAGUGAUUCUAAGGAAUCCACUCAAAUCGGUCGUGCCGCCAGAGCUAGACCCACAAAUUGGCGCCGCCGUCGUCAACAACAGGCUAUCAGACGUAGAAGAAGAAUGCAACGUAUCCGGCAACGAAAUCGCCGUCUACGUCAACAGGCCAUCAGACGUAGACAAAGAAUGCAACGUAUCAGACGACAAAGAAAUCGACGUAGAAGGAUACAACGUAUUAGACUACGAAAUCGUAUCAAACCUAAAAGGAGACGCCAAAUAAUAGUAAGGAAAUAUCGAAGUGGCAGUGCAUCUGUUAGACGUCGUAGUCGACGACAACGUUUAGCAAGGCGCCGUCGUUUAGCAAGACGUCGACGUUUAGCAAGACGCCGUCGAUUAGCACGACGCCGACGUUUAGCAAGACUGCGUAGGAACCGUAGACUUAGGCAGCAAAUGAGACGGAUACAACGGAAUAGAAGAACGUAACCCAAAUGAAAUGUUUACCUGAUAUAUUAUUAAUAAAUAACAUAUUUAUACUUAA
This is a messenger RNA of Lucilia sericata (common green bottle fly), 1327 nucleotides long. Its product is annotated as cleavage and polyadenylation specificity factor subunit 6-like. NCBI's taxonomy places the organism in Eukaryota, Metazoa, Arthropoda, Insecta, Diptera, Calliphoridae. Bases 1 to 1272 code for a protein of 423 amino acids. The record is from RefSeq and is a predicted model, not a curated record. The transcript has 3 exons.